Messenger RNA from Funneliformis caledonium, 327 nucleotides. NCBI's taxonomy places the organism in Eukaryota, Fungi, Glomeromycota, Glomeromycetes, Glomerales, Glomeraceae. The record is from the annotation of a GenBank genome assembly.
AUGUCUGUCCAGUCAAUUGGCGGUGAAGUUAUGAGUUGUUUGACGGCUAACAACUUUCGUGUCUGUUCCAGUCAAUUGGCGGCGACAGUUGAUCCGCUUACUUUGCUGAAGUUAACUCAUGUCUGUUCCAGUCAAUUGGCGGAGACGCCAUCCUUCAUGUCUGUCCAGUCAAUUGGCGGUGAAGUUAUGAGUUGUUUGACGGCUAACAACUUUCGUGUCUGUUCCAGUCAAUUGGCGGCGACAGUUGAUCCGCUUACUUUGCUGAAGUUAACUCAUGUCUGUUCCAGUCAAUUGGCGGUGAGUGCUUCCCUUGAUAUAUUUACAUAG